Conger conger (European conger) is the source of this 1753-nucleotide messenger RNA. Its product is annotated as L-lactate dehydrogenase B chain-like. Lineage: Eukaryota; Metazoa; Chordata; Actinopteri; Anguilliformes; Congridae. The record is from RefSeq and is a predicted model, not a curated record. Gene Ontology annotation, molecular function: L-lactate dehydrogenase (NAD+) activity. Gene Ontology annotation, cellular component: cytoplasm. Gene Ontology annotation, biological process: carboxylic acid metabolic process. The transcript has 8 exons. Bases 159 to 1160 code for a protein of 333 amino acids.
GGCACAGCGCAUAGACAGUACGGGCACAGUACGGAGUGACUUCCGGAUGCUUCCCCGUUUAGGUAGGCUUUGGGCGUGCUUUCCCUGUCUUGUGCAUACAUGUACACUGGGAUCGGAGGUUUCAACUGUUGUGAGCAUUACAGUAUUGGACAGAGACGAUGGCAACGGUGAGAGAGAAGCUCCUCCAUGAGGCCCAGCCUGGUAAGCUGGCAUUGGCCCGGGCGAAGGUGACGGUAGUUGGGGUAGGGCAGGUGGGAAUGGCCUGCGCUUUCAGCAUCCUGCAGUCGGGCGUUGCCGAUGAUGUCACCUUGAUUGACGUAAUGAAGGACAAGCUGCAGGGGGAGGUGCUGGACCUGCAGCACGGCAGCCUCUUUCUCAAGACCCCAAAGAUCAGAGCCGCUAAAGAUUACUCGGAGACGGCCGACUCCAAGCUGUGCAUCAUCACGGCCGGGGUGCGACAGCGGGAGGGGGAGAGUCGGCUGGACCUGGUCCAGAGGAACGUGGAGGUGUUCAAGCAGAUCGUUCCCCCGCUGGCCCAGUACAGCCCCGACGCCAUCCUGCUGGUGGUGUCCAACCCAGUGGAUAUCCUGACCUAUGUGGCCUGGAAGCUGAGUGGUUUUCCUCAGGAGCGGGUCCUGGGAAGCGGCACUAACCUGGACUCGGCGCGGUUCCGCUUCCUGAUGGGGGAGAGGCUGGGGAUCCACCCCAGCAGCGUGCAUGGCCACAUCAUCGGGGAGCACGGGGACUCCAGCGUGGCAGUGUGGAGCGGGGCUAAUGUGGCAGGAGUGAGCCUGCUGGCCCUGAACCCUGAGCUAGAGACCAAACAGGACUCAGAGGGCUGGGCAAAGGUGCACCAGGAUGUGGUCAACAGCGCUUAUGAGGUGAUCCGGCUGAAGGGGUACACCUCCUGGGCCAUCGGGCUGAGCGUGAGCGGCCUGGCCCAGUCCAUCCUGAAGAACCUCAGGAGCGUCCACCCUGUCUCCACCCUCGUCAAGGGCAUGCACGGCAUCGAUCAGGAGGUGUUCCUGAGCGUGCCAUCGGUGCUGGGCUGGUGUGGGGUGUGUGGGGUGCUGAAUCAGCCCCUAAAGGAGAUGGAGACCCAGCAACUGCUCCAAAGUGCCAAGACCCUGUGGGACAUCCAGAGCAACCUGGCCCUCUAACCACCACUCAUCCACCUGACCACCAGGGGGCAGCAGCAUUAACACAGUGACCUGUGCAACAACAGGCACAACUACAGUGAGAAAGUCAACGCAGCUCCAUUAAAAAAAAAGCAAUUUCUGACACCACUCUUCAUACAUUCUUCAGUCUUCAUUGACCCAAAGCCAGAUUGGUUUUGCUAGGUUUUUUUAAAUCAAAAAUAACUCAAAAAUUCACCCUGCUUGUAGCUCGUUCAGUAUUGACUUUUAAACAGUGACAUAAUGUUUACAUUAAAUACCUUGACAUACUGAAUCAAACAUUAAGAAACUUUGCCAAAAUCGUUCAAGCUAAUUAGAAUAAAUAUUAUUGACUAAUCCCAGUUUGUAGCAUGUGAGCUGGAUAUAUGUGCUGCCCUGUCAUAGUAAUUGUAUCUGUUACUACCAGUUGGCAUAGCGCAUAUUCUUGGCAGCCUAUGCAGGGUUUUUUAGGCUUGCUGUGGUCUUCUGUUUACAAUUGAAGAAGUGUUCUUCUCCAGUGACUUAAACCGAGCACGCUAACCACCGUUUUUUCAAAUCUGUUUUACUAUUUUUUGAUAGCUGUUGCCAGCAAAAAAGAA